CAGUUUCAUGAGCGUGACUUCGGGGGCGAUCAUGAUAAGGGCAUCUGAAUGGAAAACUGUUGCAGUGAAUAAACUUUAAAGCGACUUCAUUUGUUCCGUUGUCUCUGUGAUUCUGUCACUUGGAAAAUACAAUAGUCGCGCGCGGGCCGGUGCUUCUUAACAUGCUCGCGUUAGUCGAGUUGAACGCGUCAACGAUAGAAAAAUUCCCUUCAUUUUGUGAAAUACCUUACGCAACCCUUUCGGUCUGAUAUGUUGGAUAGUGAGUUCGACUGCAAAUAACACUUUUUAGUGCGUCGCAUGAUUCGUGUUACUUUCGUAUAAAAAAUUUGUAUUAAUUUUUUUGUGUAUUGAUUCUUUCAUCUCGCUCUUCGUCUCCUUGUUGGGUCUACUCUUCUCUUCUAUGUCAAUCUUUCUUCUCACCUGCCUCUGUCUCACUUAAGAAAUCUCUUUUUACCGGUAACCCAAAAUGAACCGGACACCGACAUGCCUACUCGCACUGCUGGCGCUGCUCACGGUUGCCCAGCACGCGUCGACAGAGGCACCUCUGGACUGGUGGCAAACUGACGUCAUCUACCAGAUCUACCCCCGCUCCUUCAAAGACAGCAACGGCGACGGCAUCGGGGAUCUGAAAGGCAUCACCGAGAAAGCCGACUACCUCAAAAGCCUCGGGAUCGGCGCCAUCUGGAUCUCGCCCAUCUUCAAAUCCCCAAUGGCCGACUUCGGUUACGACAUCGCCGACUUCCGCGCCAUCGAGCCCAUCUUCGGCACCAUGGAGGACUUCAAAAUCCUGAGAGACACCUUCCACGAGAAAGGCAUCAAAGUCAUCUUGGACUUCGUGCCGAACCACUCCUCGGACGAGCACGAGUGGUUCCAGAAGUCCGUCCAGAACAUCGCCCCCUACUCGGACUACUACGUCUGGGUCGACGCCAAGUACGUCAACGGGACCCGCACGCCGCCCUCCAACUGGCUCUCCUACUUCGAGGGCUCCGCCUGGACCUGGAACGAGAACCGCCAGAAGUACUACCUCCACCAGUACCACCCCAAACAGCCCGACCUCAACUACCGCAACCCGGCCGUCAUGAAGGAGAUGCAGGAAGUUCUCCGCUUCUGGCUCGACCUGGGGGUCGAUGGCUUCCGAGUCGACACCGUCUUCACCCUCGUUGAAGACGACAGGUACUUAGACGAGCCCCGCUCGUUCAUCCCCGGCCUCGAACCCACCAACAUCGGGUACCUCGAUCACAUCUACACCAAAGACCAACCCGGAACCUACGACGUCAUCUACCAGUUCAGGGCCUUCCUCGAUGAGUACGUGAAGAACAGCACGAAACCAACGACGACGAAGUUCAUGGCGACCGAGGCCUACUCCACCCUGGACGACACGAUGCGUUACUACGGCAACGCCACCAACAACGGCUCGCACUUCCCGUUCAACUUCCUGCUCACGACCGAGGUGGACAGGCAGUCCGAGGCAGAUGUCUUCAAGAGCCUCAUCGAUUCGUGGUACGAGAAGAUGCCCGCCGGGAGGUGGGCGAACUGGGUGAUCGGGAACCACGAUAAACCGAGAGCUGCCUCCCGGUUCGGGCGGGACAUGCUGGACAGCAUCCACAUGAUCCAGUUCCUCAUCCCCGGGACCGUCGUCACGUACAUGGGAGACGAGAUCGCCAUGAAGGACGCCUUCAUCCGGUGGAAGGAGACUGUCGAUCCUCCGGGUGUCAACAGCGGCAAGCGGCUCUACACGAGCUUCUCGCGCGACCCCGAGCGAUCGCCGUUCUUGUGGGACGACACGCUCAGCGCUGGGUUCUCGUCGAACCGUACGACGUGGCUACCGAUUCACCCCAACUACUGGGACUUCAACCUCGCCAAGCAGGAGAAAAGCCCCAAGAGUCAUCUUAGUAUCUACAAGCGGCUGCUCAAGCUGAAGAGCUUCCCGGUUAUCCAGCGAGGGUCUGUGAAGCUGACUGCGCCAAAUAAGAAUAUUUUAGUCAUCGAGAGGCGUCAAGAGAAGACCGUCUUCGUGGCGAUCGUUAAUAUCGGCAGUUUCUACGAGACGUUCGAUUUGACGAAGCACGUGUCCCUGCCGGAACCCAAGUUGGUUGUUUACACCUCGAGUAUAAACUGUGAGCAUAAAGAGGACGAAGCCGUGGAUGUGUCCGCUAUUAAGUUACGACCGAAAGCUGGGGUGGUGCUGUCGAACCAGAAGAAUAAAGUCGACUGAUAGGAUGGAAAAUUUCAAGCACUGGUGAUGAAGGAACACGAUAAUACUUUUAGUGUUCUGCAGCACGCAACCAGUUUUCGGUAGUUGAUUUUAGGCGCAGUCUCUUAUGAAAUACACUGAAAGCUAGGAAAAAUACUAAGAAAUAUGACCCGAACUGUCCACUGAGAAAAAAAGUUACGGGCUAUAGAGGCAUACCGUCCGUUCCGGGCUCAGAGGCUGAAAGUUCCGGGUGCUAGAGCCGUGGUUCCAAUUGCCUUGGGUGCUAAGCCCGGAAUUCUCGGCCUCAGAGCCCGGAACGUGGACAGAAUGCCUCUAAAGCCCGUAAGUACGGCUUCCACGGCCGGAGCUUUUUUUUCAGGGUACGUAACAAGGUGGUAAAAUAGUGCUGCGUCCACACUAUUUGGCGGGAAAACAAGGCCAGAAAGUUCUUUUUUGAACUCUAAUGAAUGCCAGUACAAGACUGAGGGAAAGAGUGUCCAGCUUAGGCAGCUUGCAUUGGAAUAUUAAGCUGAGGCAUUACAGCUCAAAAUGUUUGACUCUAAUUGAAUCUUUUUAACUUUUUGGCCUUGUUUUCCCCGCAAAAUAGCGUGGACCCAGAAAUAUUUCACCACCCUGUUACUUGAUUAAAAGCCAGAUACUUUUUUGCAAAUAACUAAGAAAAAAGAUGCAUCAUCAGAACGCAGUGUCUCACUUUCUCUCACUCACUCUUUCAUACUUCAUGACGUGCUGGCAACAGUGUUGCAGACCGUCUUUUAGAUAAUUUUUUGGUACAUUUAUAGUUUUUUACAUGUUUUAUUUUAUCUCAAAAUGAAUGCGUAGUUAAUAUGUUUAUCUAUUUCCAGUUGUGGGUACAUCAACUGUGGAAUUACAGUCAGCCGAAAGGCCCAUCGUCAAAACGUGAGCGCCACGAUUUGUUAUAACGUAACUAUUUUGACGUAGAUGCUUAUGCCUAAUCGUUCUAAUGAAGGCAAAUUAUGCUCCAUACCACAUAACGUGCUUUUCAUGCGCGUGAUUUGCCCUCUACAAGACAAAUUGGCCAAGAGAUUCUUACAAGUCAAAAUAGGCGCAUCCUCAGAGAAUGACUUGCUUUUUUCUCAUUUUUGUGUGCUUGUUAUUCAGUAUAUAAGUUGCUUUUCUGUUCCUACCAAUAAUCAAAAUGUACAAAAUUCACGAUGUAAAUAUUUACAACUUUUUAAUAAGAAUUUUGGAAUCGAUCAACAAAUUCUUUCCAGGUGGGACGAACGAUGGAAAUUUUAAAAAAAUAAACGAUGAAAUUUUUUACUCCAUUGUCCGACCCAAAGUCUGGCAGCACACUUACGAUCCAGUCAUAGCAAUUCCUGACGGUAUUGGAUUUUACAAAUAAACUCAGCGUAUGAUCUUAUUUAGUUCAGAAUACUCAUAUUUUGCCAAAUUAUUAUCACAUUUUUCAUACCCACUUCCUAUCACACCACGAAUACUCAUAAUAAAUAUUUUGGGUUUUAAAUAAAUUCUCACUGAUUCAUGUGGUUAUUUCAUAGACUCUGAGACAAUCACAUGACAGCAGAUACCCGCGAUAGAUUUCAAUAAAAAUGUGUCGUAAUGUGUGCAUGUAAAAGAUAUCGCAUAAGAAAUAAAGAAGUGGAAUAAAUAGUGCAUGCGAUUUACUCAACCUAAAGCACCCAGGAUAACAGGGCAAUAGAGCGUUUUAAAAGUAAAUACGUACUUGAUUUUUAGGAAUUUCAAAAGGAAAGUAUGAUUUAAGGAUCACGAAUUCAAAUAUCUUGUUCUUAUUUUAAUAAUUUUUUCAUUUUUCAACAUUUUUUGAACCCACUAUUUUUUCAUUUGAUGAAUGGAAAAUGUGUUAGUUUCACAAUAUGUAAUGGAUAUGUUUAUUUUACUCUUAUACCUAGAUCUCCAAGACUGCGAUAUUAACAAAACUCUCUGUGAAGCUGUAGACUAAAUCAAGGUUACCCAUAAUUUUUCAUAUUUUAUGGAUGCGAUGUUGCUGUUAUAAUUAUUGUACGAUAUAUUUCUUGUUAUUUUUGUUUUGUUUUAAAUUCUUCGUCGAAAUUAAUCUUUCAUGUUUGGAAUAAUAUAUGAUGAAAUUAUU
Bemisia tabaci is the source of this 4304-nucleotide messenger RNA. RefSeq names its product maltase A3. Gene Ontology annotation, biological process: carbohydrate metabolic process. Lineage: Eukaryota; Metazoa; Arthropoda; Insecta; Hemiptera; Aleyrodidae. The record is from RefSeq and is a predicted model, not a curated record.